Molecule: messenger RNA, 2941 nt
Organism: Phyllostomus discolor (pale spear-nosed bat)
Lineage: Eukaryota; Metazoa; Chordata; Mammalia; Chiroptera; Phyllostomidae
Gene: DBH
Product: dopamine beta-hydroxylase
Exons: 12
Coding region: 940-2877 (645 amino acids)
Biological process (GO): norepinephrine biosynthetic process; dopamine catabolic process; octopamine biosynthetic process
Cellular component (GO): secretory granule membrane
Molecular function (GO): dopamine beta-monooxygenase activity; copper ion binding
Source: RefSeq, a predicted model, not a curated record
GCAGGAGGCAAUCACGGAGGACUUCUUGGAAGUGGCAGCGCGUGUCAAGUCCACUUUUCACAGAGAAGGACUGAGGUGGUGGGACUGACACCCAAGGCUCUCAGGGCCAUAGCACCCAGCUACGGGAAGGCCCCGCGGUGUGAGGAGAACCAGGGCAACCGGCCGGCUGCCCGGGGAGGAUCCGAAUUCAGACCAGGCCCGCUCUCGGCUAGAUGAUGUCAAGGGUUUGGGAGCCGUGGAGACAGGGGAGCAGGCCUGCCACUCACACCCCUGCUCCCCGUCUGUCCCCCAGCAGCAAGACCCCCUACGCUGUGCCCCUGGGCAAAGCAUCGCCGACUCUGCCGCCCAGAAACGCGCCCCGCGCCCCCCCCACCCCGACACCGUGCCCACUCCCUCUGCAGCAGCCGUGGCGCCAGCUGGAGCCUGCGGGGGAGCGGAGCAGCAGCCAGGGAGCGAGUGUCUACACACAGGGCCUAUUUGGGGACCGUCUUUUAUUUUUAGCCUGAAAGUGGUCCACCCUCUGGCACUGCAGAGGCGGCCCCCUGGGCCAGGCCCCCCGCAGCAGGGUCUCCUGGCUCACCGGUCACCUGGGAGAGCAGCCUGGGGUCUCCCUCAGCCCACCCCCACGAACGGGGCAGCACGGGGCCCACCCCAUCAGCUGUGGGGGCACAGGAUGGGCCAGUCCCCCGGUGGUCAGCCCAACGCCUGCCCCGGGGUGGGGGGGCGCCUGACCGGCUUUCUGGCUGCAGGGCCGGGGGCCGCUUUCCGACAGCUCUUCUGGGGCAGCUCUGAGGGGACACGGCCAGUCUGCUUCGACCCCCACUGACGAGGCCCAUGAGCCAUUAGCGCCGAUGAAGAGAGCCAGGCCGGCAGGGCGUUUGGCCCGAGGCGUGAGCUGGUGGGAGGGUCAGUGGGACAAUUCGAUUCUCCGCCAGACAAAUGCGAUUACCGCGGCAGCCUGGGCCCGCCCCCCGCCCAGGGCCAGGGCAUAAAUGUCCCGGUGGGACGGCCGCGCUCACCCCGCCCGCCAUGCAGGUGCCCAGCCCCAGUGCGCGCGAGGCCGCCUCCCUGUACGGCACCAUGGUGGCCGUCUUCCUGGUCAUCCUGGUGGCCGCGCUGCAGGGCUCGGCCCCCUCCGAGAGCCCCUGGCCCUACCGCGUCCCCCUGGACCCCGAGGGCGCCCUGGAGCUGGCCUGGAACGUCAGCUACCCACAGGAGAUGGUCCACUUCCAGCUCCUGGUGCGGCAGCUCGGGGCCGGCGUGCUGUUCGGGAUGUCGGACCGCGGCCAGCUGCAGAACGCCGACCUGGUCGUGGUCUGGACGGACGGGGCCACCACCUAUUUCGGGGACGCCUGGAGUGACCAGCAGGGGAAGGUCCACCUGGACACCCAGCAGGACUACCAGCUGCUGCAGGCCCAGAGGACCCCCAAGGGCCUGUCCCUGCUCUUCCGGAGGCCCUUCAGCACCUGCGACCCGAAGGACUACCUCAUCGAGGACGACACGGUCCACCUGGUGUACGGGUUCCUGGAGCGGCCGCUGCCGUCGCUGGAGGCCCUCAACACCUCGGGCCUGCGCACCGGGCUGCAGAGGGUGCAGCUGCUGAAGACCGACAUCCCCAGGCCGGCCCUGCCCGCCGACACCAAGGCCAGGGAGAUCCGCGUGCCCGACGUGACCGUGCCCCCCGAGACCACCACCUACUGGUGCCACAUGGCCCUGCUUCCCGAGGGCUUCUCCCAGCACCACAUCGUCAUGUACGAGCCGGUCAUCACCGCGGGCAACGAGGCCCUGGUGCACCACAUGGAGGUCUUCCAGUGCUCCGUGGGGGUGGAGGAGUCCCACUACAGCGGGCCCUGCGACUCCAAGAUGAAGCCCGAGCGGCUCAACCACUGCCGCCACGUGCUGGCCGCCUGGGCCCUGGGCGCCGAGCCCUUUUACUACCCGGAGGAAGCCGGCCUUGCCUUUGGGGGCCCCGGGUCCUCCCGGUUCCUCCGCCUGGAGGUCCACUACCACAACCCGCUGAAGAUCCGAGGCCGGAGGGACUCCUCGGGCAUCCGCCUGCACUACACGGCCACUCUGCGGCGCUUCCACGCGGGCAUCAUGGAGCUGGGCCUGGUGUACACGCCCGUGAUGGCCAUCCCCCCCAAGGAGACGGCGUUCGUCCUCACCGGCUACUGCACCGACAACUGCACCCAGACGGCCCUGCCCCCCUCCGGGAUACACAUCUUCGCCUCGCAGCUCCACACGCACCUGACGGGGAGAAAGGUGGUCACGGUGCUGGCCCGGGACGGCCGGGAGAGGGCCAUCGUGAACAGGGACAACCACUACAGCCCUCACUUCCAGGAGAUCCGCAUGCUGAAGAAGAGGGUGUCUGUGUACCCGGGGGACGUGCUCAUCACUUCCUGCACCUACAACACGGAGGACAGGACGCUGGCCACCGUGGGCGGCCUGGGCAUCCAGGAGGAGAUGUGUGUCAACUACGUGCACUACUACCCGCGGACGGAGCUGGAGCUGUGCAAGAGCGCGGUGGACCCCGGCUUCCUGCGGAAGUACUUCUGCAUGGUGGACAGCUUCAACAGCGAGGACGCCUGCGCCUGCCCCCAGGCCUCGGGCCCCGAGCAGCUCUGGGCCCCCGAGCGGUUCGGCGCGGUGCCCUGGGACUCCUUCAGCCGGGACACGCUCCGGGCCCUGUACGGCGGCGCGCCCAUCUCCAUGCACUGCAACAAGUCCUCCGCCGUCCGCUUCCAGGGGGAGUGGGAGCUGCAGCCCCUGCCGAAAAUCACCUCCCGGCUGGAGAAGCCCGCCCCUCGGUGCCCGGCCCGCCCCAGCACGUGCCCCGCCCGCCCCACCGUGGUCGUCAUGGAUGGGGGCAAAGGCUGAGCGGCAGGCUGCCCCCUCGCCGCCCCUCCACGCCACCCCCGUGGGCUCGCACCGGCUCUGUGCA